Messenger RNA from Moneuplotes crassus, 778 nucleotides. Lineage: Eukaryota; Ciliophora; Spirotrichea; Euplotida; Euplotidae. The record is from the annotation of a GenBank genome assembly.
UUCAUUGGGAAAUAUAAUAUAUAACUAAAAAUGAAAAUAGUUAUUCUUGCAUUACUAGUAUGUGCAGUCUUCGGGGCUAGCAUGAUCCAAGAAGAUGGAAAGAUCAACUUUGAAGUUGACACUCAUCCAGAAUCCUCAAUCGGUUUCACCAUGAAAGGAAAGGUCAACCCACAAAACGACGAAGAUUCAAGCGUCGAGACCUUCUUCAGACUCGCUGAACAAUUGAUCCCACUUGCCCAAUCCAACUUGAAAGACAACAAGGAAGGAUCCAGUCUCCAAUUUUACAGAAGAUUCUGCUUCCUCGGAGGUGGACUCGGAGAUGCCAUCUCAAUCUGCGGAUAUGCCAAUGCUGAAUUGUGGAUCGGAUGGAGAGUCAACCACGACGGAGGACUCGGUCUCUACAACGUAACCUACACCCCAUUCUCCUACUUGCAAGGAGGAUUGAACGUAUCUGCUGCUUCCUACCCAGCUGAAGUUUCCUACGGAGGAUAUCUCCAAGUUUACAACUUGGAAGUACCAGUUAACUUCUUGAUUUCCGAAAGCCAGAUCUGUUGGGAUGGAGACUUCUUCCUCUACGCUACUCAGGCAUUCACUGCCAUCAAUACUAAUCUCUUGCAAUGCCAGAGAUCUAUCCCAGACAUGACCCCAUGGGACUGCGACAGAGUUCAGGGAGUUCAGUUCAGACACUUGACCUUCGACUUCUUCGAUGGAACCUUCAUCGACUUGUUGCCAAGAACCUGUAUCACCUUCUAGUUUGAUUCUUUGUUUUUGAAAAUCU